GGUUUCCCGUAGCACGCCCUCCCACAUGGUCAGUCUGGCGUCGAAGUGAAGUAUUUCGGUUCGAACGCUUAAAGUUGCUGCCGGCGCGUCUUCGAACAGUCAUGUCUGAAAGUCAAGAGAUGUCCCCAGUUGAGAUGAAAGUGGCACGUCAAGUGGAGUACUACUUUGGGGACCACAAUCUUCUACGAGAUCGCUUCCUCAAAGAACAAUUGCAGCUUGAUGAUGGUUGGGUCACUUUAGAGACCAUGCUCAAAUUCAACAGGCUUAAAUCUAUUACCUCGGAUGCCGAUGUCAUCAUUUCCGCUCUCAAGAAAUCUACCACUGGCCUCUUGGAAAUCAGCGAGGACAAGACCAAAAUAAGGAGGACCCAAGAAAAACCUUUACCUGAGCUGACCGACGAGUACAAAGAUACUGUCAAACACAAAUCAGUGUACAUUAAAGGUUUUCCCUUGGCAACGACCCUCGAUGAGAUCCAGGAGUGGUUGAAUGGAAAAGGCAACAUAGAAAACGUCCAAAUGAGGAGAGACAUGGAGAGGCAGUUCAAGGGAUCAGUGUUCAUCUGUUUUGAUUCCGAAGAGUCAUCCAAGAAGUUCCUUGAACGCACGGAUAUAAAAUCCUUCAAAGAUAAUGAGAUGCUGGUGUUAUCAAGAGGAGACUACCAUGCAAAGAAAGCAGAGGAAAGAAAACAACACAAAGCUGAAACAAAAGCAAAAGUAAAACAGGAUAAAGAGCAGCAUCAGAAAAAUGUGGAGGAGAAGGAUAUGAGUGUGCUCUUGGAAGAACAUUCGGGUUCCUUAUUAAAAUUUUCUGGAGAGCUACAAGAUGUUUCCAGAGAGGACUUCCAUGAACUGUUCUCAGGGCACGGACGAAUUAAGUGGGUUGAUUUUACAAGAGGGGCCAAAGAGGGCACCCUUCUAUUUGACAAAAAUGCAAAGGAGGCAUUUGAGAAAGCCAAAGAGGCGAAUGAUGGCACGCUGAAAGUUAAGAACAACAUAGUUACAUGGCAGCUGCUUGAAGGAGAGGAGGAGAAGGAGGUCCUGAAGAAGAUUGUUGAAGCACAACAAGAUUCUUUCAACCGAAGCAGAGGAAAAGGAGGCAGAGGAAAAUUUGGCGGCCGAGGAAGAGGAUUUCGAAAGGGAAAAGGUGGCAGAGAUCAAGGCAGAAGUCAAGGUUACCAGGGCAAGAAGACCAAGUUUGACAGCGACGAUGAAGAUGCCCCAGCCCCAGCCCCAGCGCCCCCCAAGAGAGAACUUGAAGAUGCUGAUGGUCCUGCAGCAAAAGUGGCCAAAACUGAAAAUGGAUCUUAGUAACAGACAAGAAAUCAGUCAAUAUUUCUUUUGAACAAACAUUUAUUCUAUACAAAGGCAAACAAAAGUCCCGAUAAGACACUUCAGGCUUUGGAGAACCGUAGGAAGUCCACCUGGAUGUCAACCUAGAGAAGAGUUUGGUGUCACUUUUGUCUACUUCUUAAGUCCUUUCAAACUCUGCCAUAAGCACCUAUGUUUCUCUUAAGACCAUCUUUCUGCUUUUUGAUGGUAAUUUAAUUUCAAUCAAACAUUUUAGUUGUGUGACAAACCAGAUUCAGUUUGUCUAUAUUUUCCUGUAGACUCUCUACAUUAAAGAAUUGCUAUUUUUUACGUUUUAAGUGUGAAUUGCAAAUAAAUCAUGCCCAACAAAUGAACAGUUUGAAUGU
Entelurus aequoreus (snake pipefish) is the source of this 1693-nucleotide messenger RNA. It is a transcript of the gene ssb, whose product is annotated as small RNA binding exonuclease protection factor La. The transcript is spliced from 12 exons. Gene Ontology annotation, molecular function: RNA binding. Bases 102 to 1307 code for a protein of 401 amino acids. Gene Ontology annotation, biological process: RNA processing; positive regulation of translation. The record is from RefSeq and is a predicted model, not a curated record. Gene Ontology annotation, cellular component: ribonucleoprotein complex; cytosol; cytoplasmic stress granule. Lineage: Eukaryota; Metazoa; Chordata; Actinopteri; Syngnathiformes; Syngnathidae.